This is a messenger RNA of Orycteropus afer afer, 2274 nucleotides long. RefSeq names its product G protein-coupled receptor kinase 4 (gene GRK4). Gene Ontology annotation, cellular component: cytoplasm. Gene Ontology annotation, biological process: regulation of signal transduction; signal transduction; protein phosphorylation. The transcript is spliced from 17 exons. Lineage: Eukaryota; Metazoa; Chordata; Mammalia; Tubulidentata; Orycteropodidae. The record is from RefSeq and is a predicted model, not a curated record. Gene Ontology annotation, molecular function: ATP binding; G protein-coupled receptor kinase activity. The coding region runs from base 1 to 2274 and encodes 757 amino acids.
AUGGGACACAUCCGGGAAGCCGUUAGCUGGCCCGCCCGUGGGCGACCGGCAGGCGGCGGCCCUGCCGAUGAGCCCGUCCCUGGGGCGGGUCUCGGCGGAGACUCGGGGCGGCCCGGGGGCCGGGCCCUAAAGAGCGCGUUGCGCGCGGGAGAUCUGAGCGAUGGGGCCGAGAGGAGCCCGGUCGGCUCCGGCUGCAGCGCGGCGGCAGUGACAGCGGCGACCCUCAGAGGCCCGGCCGCCCCAGUCCGGGGCUCUCCUCGCCCAGUCCGCCCCAUUUCUGGAGCCGACGUCCACGCCUUCCGGGACCGAGACCCACGGGCCUGGCGGCGGAGCCCGUGGUGGUGGCGGCGCCCGCUGUGGUGGCGGAGGCGACGGCGGGCCAGCUCCCCGGCGUCGCGGGGGCACGACGCGCGGGUGGCGACCCGAGAGCGAUGCUCGGAGGCGGCCUCGAAUCCUUCCCCGGCCCGUCCUGCAGCGCAGCGGCGGCGGCCUCGGCGGCGGCGGUCCCGACGGCGGCGGCCUCGGCGACAGCGGGACACAGCCCUCGAGAACCUCGCGGCCAACACGCUGCUGCUGAAAGCCCGCGAAGGAGGAUAUGGCAAAAAAAGUGGUCGUAGCAAAAAGUGGAAGGAGAUGCUGAAGCUGCCCCCUCUCAGCAAAUGUGUUGAGCUCCGACUCUCCAUUGAAAAGGAUUAUCACAGUCUUUGUGACAAGCAGCCAAUAGGAAGACUUCUCUUCCGGCAGUUCUGUGACACGAAACCCGACCUGCAGAGACACGUUGAGUUCUUGGACGCAGUGGCAGAAUAUGAAGUGACUGACGAAGAGGGCCAAAGGGAUUGUGGACUGAAGGUCUUAGACGCAUUCUUCAGGGACCAGACAUCUGCAGCCCUCUUACCAGAAAUACUGCCGGAUGUUGUGCUGCGGUGCAGAGAGAGACUGGCAGAGGCUCCUUCCAGAGAGAUCUUCCAGGAGUGCACUAGAAUUGUUCAUAAUUAUUUAAGUGGAGAACCAUUUGAAGAAUACCAAGAAAGCCCGUAUUUUUCUCGGUUUUUGCAGUGGAAAUGGCGGGAAAGGCAGCCAGUAACAAAGAACACCUUUAGACAUUACAGAGUUCUGGGCAAAGGCGGAUUUGGAGAGGUGUGUGCCUGCCAAGUGCGAGCCACAGGAAGAAUGUACGCCUGCAAAAAGCUGGAGAAAAAGAGGAUCAAGAAGAGGAAAGGUGAAGUUAUGGCUCUGAACGAGAAGAGGAUCUUAGAAAAAGUGCACAGUCGAUUUGUAGUCAGUUUAUCCUACACGUAUGAGACCCGAGACACCUUGUGUCUGGUGCUCACCAUGAUGAGUGGAGGAGACCUGAAGUUUCACAUCUACAACCUGGGCAAUCCUGGCUUCAAUGAGCCGAGAGCCGUGUUCUACGCCGCAGAGCUGUGCUGCGGCCUGGAAGAUUUGCAGAGGGAACGGAUCGUGUACAGAGACCUGAAGCCCGACAACAUCCUCCUGGACGACCAUGGACACAUUCGGAUUUCAGAUCUGGGCUUAGCUGUGGAGAUCCCAGAAGGGGGGACGGUCCGCGGAAGAGUCGGAACAGUCGGUUACAUGGCUCCGGAAGUUAUCAAUAAUGAGAACUAUACCUUUAGUCCUGACUGGUGGGGACUUGGCUGUCUGAUUUAUGAAAUGAUUCAGGGACAUUCUCCAUUCAGAAAAUUCAAAGAGAAGGUGAACCGAGAGGAGGUGAAUCGCAGAGUGAACCAGGACAGCGAGCGGUACUCGGAGAAGUUUUCAGAGGACGCCAGGUCCAUCUGCCAGAUGCUACUCACCAAGAACCCAAAGGAGCGGCUGGGCUGCAAGGGGGUCGGAGCAGCUGAAGUCAGACAGCAUCCUGUGUUCAAGGACAUUAACUUCAAGAGGCUGGAGGCCGGUAUGCUGGAGCCCCCGUUCUGUCCUGAUCCUCACGCCGUGUACUGCAAGGACGUCUUGGAUAUUGAGCAGUUCUCCACCGUGAAGGGGGUCUACCUGGACACCAAAGAUGAAGACUUCUACGCUGCAUUUGCCACCGGCUGUGUCUCUAUCCCCUGGCAGAACGAGAUCAUCGAAUCCCAGUGUUUCCAGGACCUCGGUGACAGUGGGGAUGAGGAAGACUCUACACUUGACCUGGAAGAGAAAGUGUGUCCUCCUGUCCACAGACCCAAGAGAGGCUUCUUCUACAGGCUUCUUAUGAGGGGGGGCUGUCUCCACGCCAGUCCCAGCGAGAAAGACGAGGAGCCAACAAGACUCUGA